AAACCGAACCGAAAAAUCAAAACUAAAACUAUACCAAAAUUUACAAAAAUCCGAAUGGUUCUUAUUUUUUUAAAUUUAAAAAAUUGAAACCAAACCAGAAUCCAACUGAAAACCGUACGAGUAUCCGAAUAUUCAAAAUAUAAUAAAAAUAUAUAUUAUUUUUAUUUUUUAUACAUAAAUAUAAUUUAUAAAAAAUCAAAAUCCCGAAUUAUCUAAAUAUUUUUUCGGAUUUUCAUGUUUAACUUGGAUUUUUGGAGAUUUUUCGGUUUUCUUUGCUUAAACACAAACCAAAUCUGAAUUAUUUUCAAUUAGGUUCCACUUCGAAUUUUAUAAAAAAGUAAAAACCUGAUCCAAAUUUGACAUUGUCCGAACUGAUCCAAUCCAAAAAAAAUGUUUGGUUCUUAAACGGAUCUUAAACACUUCAACCCGAAUAAUCCGAAUACUGAAAAACUAGAACAGACCCAAGCCGAAAUCUCCGACACUAAAUAUAAAAUCCCCAUUAAAAUAAAUGGGUUUCUUUUAGACAUUAUUGUAAGUCAGUACGAUUUAGAAACUUUACCAAGUUUGGAGGGGGUUUAGGGUAAUAUUCGCAAAAAAAAAAAAAAGAACUAGAAAAGGAGAGUUAUCAGAAUGAGCUCUUUCGUCUGCAUCCAAAGCCUCUCUCUCUGCCUUUAAUCAGAGAGCUUCGGUCACGGUUUCUAGAAAAUCAUUACGAUCACAUAACUCUCAAAACCGCCCCUCCAAAAAGCUCGAGAAAAGAGGACUCUGAAUAGUCAGAGAGAGAGAGAGAAAGAGAAGAGAGAGAGAGAGAAAGAGAGAAGACAGCUUUGUUGCGGUGCAAAGAAGCAAAUCUGACAGUUUUGCAGAAACAAGAGAGAGCAAGGAAUCGAAGUUUUGCUUCUUCUUCUUCCACACGAAGCAAACUAAAUGCUCUUCUUACAAAGUUUACAUUUUCUUCACUGAGAGAGAGAUAAAGAAAGAGGAAUUGAAUCGAAUCGAUCUCACUUGGGUCUCUCUCUGCUCUUUUGAUCUGUACGGAACUACUCUCUCCUCGUUCUUCCAGGACCUGGGUUUGAUCCUUAAAGCCGAGAUCUUUCUUUUCCUUGAAGUGGGUUCUGCUUAAUCUUUGGUCAAAGGUCUGAAACCCGUUGGGAUUUAUGUUUUUUGGAUUCAUAUGUGAUAGCAAAAGGCAGUAGAGAUGCCUCCUUCCCCGGCAUUGAGAUGCUCCCCUGGCAGGGAGCUACCAGGGAACAAACAUAGACGAGGACACAGCAUUGAGUACGGGAUACUGUUCAGAGAUAAAGACGAAGAUCUUACGCUGUUUAAUGAGCUGCAAGACAAAGAACGUGAUGAUUUCUUGCUACACUCAUCUGAUGAUCUUGAAGAUGUAUUUUCUACAAAGUUGAAGCACUUUUCAGAGUUCAACAUUCCUGUUCAAGGAGAGAGUAGCAGAUUGCUGACUGCAGAAGGAGAUAAGAACGACUAUGAUUGGUUGCUGACGCCUCCAGACACACCACUUUUUCCUUCUUUGGAUGACGAACCGCCAGCAGCUAGUGUUGGGAGGAUAGGGAGACCGCAGAGUCAGAUCUCCUUAUCUAGAUCUUCCACGAUGGAGAAGAGACGCCGUAGUAGUAGGGGGAGUGCAAGCCCAAAUCGCCUAAGCACAUCACCUUGUGCUGACAAUAUGCAGCAGACAAGGGGAAGGCCAUCUUCAGCACGCCAUCCUAGUCCCGCUUCUGGUCCACGAUCAGUUACCCCACCAGUUAGGAGGAUUUCUCCUAGUCCAGGGAAACCCUCAAGAUCUUCUACCCCAACUUCCCGAAGGAUGAGCACUGGAUCAACAACCACCAUUGCAUCUCCAGCUCUCAGGGGUACUUCUCCUGUCAGAACUAGUAGUCGUGGCAACUCUGCUUCUCCCAAAAUAAAAGUGUGGCAGUCAAACAUUCCUGGUUUCUCCUUGGACGCACCACCUAAUCUCAGAACUUCUUUGGGUGAUCGACCGGCUUCCUAUGUAAGAGGUUCGUCACCAGCUUCCAGAAAUGGCAGGGAUGCAGCCUCAACACGCAGCAGACAAUCUGUUUCUCCUAGUGCUUCCAGAAGUGUCAGUUCAUCUCACAGCCAUGAGCGUGACCGGUUGAGUUCUCAUAGUAAAGGCUCUGUUGCAUCAUCCGGAGAUGCUGAUCUCCAAUCUUUGCAGUCUAUUCCCGUGCGUAGCUCAGAGCCUGCAGUUUCAAAGAGAGCUAGCCUUUCUCCUAAUAGUAGAACUUCGAGAUCUUCUAAAUUGCAGUCGCCUGGUUCAGCACCAAGAAGACCGUUUGAGGCUGCUCUUCGUCAAAUGGAUCAUCCUAAAAGCCAUCAUAGCAUGUUUAGGCCUCUUGCUUCUAGCCUUCCUAGCACAGGCAUCUAUUCUGGGAAAAGUAGUUCGUCUUACCAUCACUUAAUGUUAAGACAUUCUUCUCCAACAGUGGGGAGCAAUUCAAGUUCUAGCCAAGUUACAGGCUUCAUGCCAGAUACUAAAGGAAGUGAUCCAAUCCCUGUUGUCCAGUCUGAAGUUGAAAGUUUGGAUUAUCCUGAUAAACAUGGACAAGUUAAUGCCUUUGGCAUGGUAGAUUUAUUAAACGAAGGUAGCAGACAUGAGAGUUCUUUCAGUGAUCAGCUUGGUGAUUUGGAUAUAAGUCAGGCUGUUGAAUGCGAGUCUAGUGUGAAUGAGGAGGCCAGCCACCAUGUUUCUGAUGUUGAAAACACUUCGACUCUUGGUAGUCAUCAUCUACGCAAUGACUUUUUAGAGGAGGUCGGUCUUGAAACUAUGGAGGUGUGUGUUAGAUGUGGCUCCCACUAUCGUGUCACUGAAGAAACUAGAAGCGAGAUACAUAUUUGUCCAGAUUGCAGGGAGGAACACAAUUUUGUGGAAACAGAUCCCUCUGGAACAACAAGAGCUCUUGAUGGAAACUUCCUGAAACAGCCUCAAGAUAUUUUUGAUGAAAAGGAGUCUUUUGUUGACACAAGUCCUGCCAUAGAUGUGCUAGAAUCUCUGCCUGAUGCUAUGGUUGAGGCAGAAAUCUUAAAGACGGGAGAAGACAUUAGGCAGUGUGGUGAUUCCUACGAGCAAGAACAUAAUCAUUUGCGCGAGAGCCCUCUUUCCAGGGCUUUGGGAGAGCAAGAUGUAGAGACCCUCGAUCACCAGGAUGAAAUUCAGUCUUCCACUAGUCUAUCACAUACAGGCACAACAGAUACUCAGCUUUCUGAGAAGCAUCAUGAUCUGAAGAUUGGUUCUUCAGAAGUUAGGGGGGUUCCUUUGCUUAUAAAGAGAUCGGUUAGUAUGAAGUCACCCAUAACUAAAGCUAAUAGCUCCAGUGGUCUUACCAGAUCAUACGAGGGCUUUUCUUAUUUAAGGGAUAUAAGUAUAAGCCUCAGAAGCUCCACAGAAACUACAUCUGCAUCUUCAUCUUGGGAUUAUGGUUCCUCUAUAAGAAAAGGAAGCCAUGUACGACAUCAAAGCGGGAGCACACUUGACAUGGAGACUCAUAGGUAUGAUACCAACUCUAAGUCCCUGAGCAGCAUGUCUUCUUCAUCUGGUGUGUCAAGCCACACCUGCAAGGCUCUAAAUGUCAUGCCAGCGGAGAGUUUUGAAGUGUGUGCUUCCCAAAUAACAUGUACACCCGAUGAAACUCAUCAAGAAUCUCAUCCUGAGCUCCAAGAAACCAAUGUGAUGAAUGCUGAUUUUGGUGAAGAUGAUGGUGCUCUAGCAGAGCAGAAGCUGGUGAUAACUGACAAAGAAUUUUGUGAAAAUGGAGAUGGAGAUGAUGUAGCUAAUAAUGCGAGUAAAGUAGAGAUAAGUGAAUCACCGGCACAUGUAAGGAGCACAUCAGAAUUAGGAGCAUUACCUGUCACUGAUGAUCACUCUAGGCUGCAAGAAAAGGGUGGAAACGAAUCUCCUCAACACGGUUUGUCCACCAUGACAGCCUCAGAAAUAGAACUAGAGAGCUGUGCAGCCGAAAAACAUGGUAUAGGGGUUCAUGAUGAGAUUCUAGAGUCGGAGUGCAACCUAAACGCAGUGGAAGAUUGCUCAGAGAAGAGUAUGGGACAUGAUUAUUCUUUAGAUCACAACUCCUUGGCUCCUGUAAAUGAAAUUUUAGAUGAGUCGACGGUAAUAGUGGAGUGUCCAGGUGGAAAAGAGACGAAGAGCCUCACUCUUGAAGAAGCCACUGAUACAAUACUAUUCUGCAGCUCAAUCGUCCAUGAUUUAGUUUACGAGGCUGCAACAAUAGCAAUGGAGAAAGCAAAGGAUGUGGCAGCGGAAGAAGAAAUGUUGCAUCCAACAGUGACAGUACUUGGAAAGUCGAAUCCGAACAGGAGUAGUAAUUAUGGACGAACAAAGGAGAAGAAGAAACAGAGUUCUAAAGCGAGACGGAAACAAAGGGAGACAGAGGCUAAAACAGAGGUGGAUAUAGAGAAUGAUGAAAAUGCAAGUGAAGCAGCAGCGAUGAUGGGUAACGUUGGACUUCCUCCUCCUCCUAGUAAAGGAGAGAGUCUGAAACCUCCUCCUAAGCUGGAGAACAAAUGCAAUUGCUCCAUAAUGUGAUGUGACCAUUUUUUUUACUAGUAAAUUUUUGUAUGCUUGUUCAUAAUGUUUGUUGUUGUUGUUGUUGUUGUUUGGGUGUUUUAUAUGUUUGUAUGCUUUAGAGUGUUUUAUUGCAGCUAAUUUGUGAGAGGAGGAGAUCACGAUUUCGGUUACCGUUUAGUGGCAUGAAUUGUAAAGUGUUUUUAUUUUAUUUUGAUUUGAUUAUUAUUAUCU
Messenger RNA from Brassica rapa (field mustard), 4795 nucleotides. Its product is annotated as serine/arginine repetitive matrix protein 2. Gene Ontology annotation, biological process: cortical microtubule organization. The record is from RefSeq and is a predicted model, not a curated record. Gene Ontology annotation, cellular component: cortical microtubule. Lineage: Eukaryota; Viridiplantae; Streptophyta; Magnoliopsida; Brassicales; Brassicaceae.